AUGGCUUAUGCUGCAGUUGUUUCACUCUCACAGACCAUAGAUAUCUUCCUUGAUUAUCAUCAAAAUUCCAUUUCCCUUCAAUUGAAAGACGCAAUCACCUCCCUUCAUAAACACUCUGUUUUCCUGCAAUCGUUUUUCGAUGAAUUCCCACACAAAACCAACCCCUGGGAAGAAAUCAUCAGCGAGGCGACAUACAUGGCAGAAAGGAUCAUCGAGCUUCAAUUAUCGGAUUCAUUGCUCGAAUCGAGUGCUGGAUCGUCGAGAUCUAAGCUUGAACAGAGGAGACAUCAACUCCCUUACGGUUUUAAUGAGCUGAAAAGAGCAACAGAGCAAAUCCAGUCGAUCGUUGACGAAUUAAAAGGCGAGAGACGCGUGGAUGGUCCCGACGACGAGCUAAUCGAAAUAAUUUCUCGACUCCGUGAAGGGUGGACGAAAACGAUCGCAAUUUACGGAGAGGAAGGCGUGGGGAAAACCACUCUGGCCAGAAGCGCUUACAAUGAUCCAUCAAUUGCUGAGCAUUUUGACGUCCGUGCUUGGGCCACAGUAUCCAGCGAAUACGAUCGGCCGCGAGUGAUUCGAGACCUUCUCCGAUCCAUGAAUGUCGAGAGUUCAUCUAAUGAUGAGGAUGAACUGACGCAGACUUUAUUGGAGAAUGUAAGGGGGAAGAGGUAUCUCAUUGUGUUUGAUGAUAUUAGGGAUUUCAGAGAUAGGGAAAAAUUAGGGAUUUUGCCCAAAGAAGGGAAUGGAAGUCGAAUAUUGUUAACCACGAGAUUGUUUAUAGGUUCUAAGUUUGUAGAUCUUUUUCACAAGAUGAGUUUUAUGGAUGAGGAUAAUGCUUGGAACCUGCUUGAAGAAAAGAUAUUCAAAGGGGAUCCUUGUCCUUCUCAAUUGGUGUCUGCCGGGAAGAUGAUUGCCAGAAGCUGCAGAUGGGUUCCAUGGCUUAUUGAGGUGGUUUGUGGAGUACUCGCUGCUGCUGACCAAACUGAAGCUGCGUGGGAAGAUAUUUCAGAAAACAUCAGGUUUGCUGCGUUUGACUAUGGUAACAGACAUUCUCGUAUACGAUCCCUAGGUUAUACAUACUUGCCUCAUCAUUUAAGGCCGUGUUUGUUAUACUUGGGAAUCUGUCGGAAGAUUCAUGUUUCGAAACUUGUUAAAAUGUGGGCUGCUGAGGGUUUUCUGAAUGAAACUGAAUGUAAAAGUGUUGAAGAGACAGGGGAAGAGUAUGUGCAGGAUCUUGUUCGGAGAAAUCUUGUUUCGGUCUGCAGUAGAAAGUCUAAUGGCAGAAUCAAGAGUAUCGAAAUAGAAGAUUUUUUCAUGUUUGAUUUGUGCGUAAAGCAAGGCCGUGUAGAUAGUUUCAGUUUUCGUGCUGAUAGCGGAUUUCGCAGUAGUAACUGGCUUAAGGAACUGAAGUCGUGCCGCGGUCGUGUGAGUUGCCGUGUUGAUGAGUUCUAUAAAUGUCCUAAUUUCCUGAAAGGUGUGUAUGGCUCUACUAUCCGAACUUUGAUGUUAUACAUGUCGAAGAGUCAACGAGGGUUUGGAUUGUCGAUAGGAAAUGUUAGACUGCUGAGAAUACUGGAUUUGUCAAAUGCUCGCCACUAUGAUUUGCCAAAGGGAGUGUUUGAGCUUUUUCAUCUCAGAUACCUAGCGUUUUAUUGUGGGUUCAGUAUUUCGAAAGCCAUUUCAGACCUUGUGAAUCUUCAAACCUUGAUUAUUUGUCCAAGGGAAAGUGACAGUAUCUUUGCCGAAUUUCCAGAUGGGAUUUGGAGAAUGCCACAAUUGAGGCAUCUCCUCGUAUCUUCUUUCAAGUUACCCACUCACAAAGACGCGACUUCUGCUCUGCUUGAGAGACAUGGUGGAGGAUUAUGA
Messenger RNA from Salvia splendens (bonfire salvia), 1866 nucleotides. RefSeq names its product putative late blight resistance protein homolog R1A-10. The transcript has 3 exons. NCBI's taxonomy places the organism in Eukaryota, Viridiplantae, Streptophyta, Magnoliopsida, Lamiales, Lamiaceae. The record is from RefSeq and is a predicted model, not a curated record. Gene Ontology annotation, molecular function: ADP binding. Gene Ontology annotation, biological process: defense response to other organism. The coding region runs from base 1 to 1866 and encodes 621 amino acids.